AUGAUAAAACACAGCCUGGUUCUGCUGACUUUUGGAAUAACUUUAACUGGAAAACCUUGGAUCAAAGGUGUGUCUUCUGAGCAGACCUCUAGACUUCCUACGGUAGAAAUCAUCAUUCCUCAAAGCCUGACAGGCAGAGAGAAGCAUCACACAUCCUUCCAAGAGGAGCACCCAGAUGACAAUCUGACUUACUCACUUAAAACCAGCAAUGGAACCUAUCUCCUCAAACUGAAGAAAAAUAAAGAGCUUGUCAGUGAAGACUUUAUGCUGUACACAUAUGGGGAAAAUGGGAAACUGGAGGCAAGACAAGCAAAACCCCAGGCACACUGUCACUACCAUGGCACCGUUGAAGGAAUUGCUGACUCAAUGCUUGCUCUCAGCACAUGCAGUGGCCUUAGAGGAAUUCUCUACAUUGGUGGCCAAUGGUACGGGAUGGAGCCGCUCAACACGUCCAGCACGUCUGAACACAUCUUUUACCGGUUAGAAGACAAGCAGGAUGUGCCCUUCCAGUGUGGUGUGCUGAAUGGCAGCCUCCAUCAGGAGCAGCUUUUUGUCAAGCAGGCUGUGAAAUAUGCCUUUUUAUCAAACAGUACCUCCAGCAGGGAAAAGCUUCUUAGGCAGAAGCGAGCUGUCCUGCCACAGGAAAGCUACGUGGAAUUAUUUGUGGUUGUGGAUAACAACAGGUUUUUGAUGAAGGAUUCUGAUCCUGCUGCAGUGCAAAAGGAAACAGUUGAGCUGAUUAACUACGUCGAUGGGAUGUAUAGAGCAUUAAACAUCCACAUUGUUUUGGUUGGGUUAGAGAUCUGGACAGACACAAACCACAUAUCUGUGAUGGAUGGUUCAGCUGGAGAUGUGCUGAGCAGAUUUGUUUCCUGGAGGCAGAAAGAUCUCCUCAAGCGAUCACGGAAUGACGUUGGGCAUCUCAUAAUAGGGAAAAGCUCCUAUGGUGGGUCCAUUGGAAUGGCUUUUGUGGGAACUGUCUGCUCACAGGUCCAGGGAGGGUCCAUCAGCACUCUGCAGCACACCGAUAUGCUACGUCACGCUACCGUAGUUGCACACGAACUGGGGCACAACCUGGGCAUGAAACACGACGACCAGAGGUGUCCUGCGUCCUAUAUUAUGCACAGCACAGACAAUGGUGCCAGGAACUUCAGCAGCUGCAGUGCUGAUGAUUUUGAGAACCUUAUCCUAAAUGGAGGAGGAAACUGCCUUCGGAACCCUCCAAAAGCAAGCAACAUUUACAAGGAGCCUGUCUGUGGUAACAAUGUGGUGGAUACCAAUGAGGAAUGUGACUGUGGCAAACCAGAGGAGUGCACUAACCCCUGCUGUGAUGCUGCAACCUGCAAACUCACCCCUGGCUCACAGUGUGCUCAAGGGCUCUGCUGCAAAAACUGCAAGUUUAAAGCAGCAGGAGCAGAGUGCAGACCCAAGACGGACUCCUGCGACCUGCCCGAGUACUGCAGCGGGAGCCAAGCCUACUGUCCCGAGGAUGCUUACGUCAUGAACGGCUACCCCUGCGACAGCAGCAGGGCCUACUGCUACUAUGGAGUGUGCCAGAGCUUUGACUCCCAGUGUGAGGCCAUCUAUGGAAAAGGGGCACGGAAAGCACCUGAUGUGUGCUUUAAGAGAGCAAACAUUAAAGGAGAUAGGUUUGGAAACUGUGGAAUGAGAGGUGGAGUCUACAAGAAAUGUGCUGUACAGCACAGUCUGUGUGGCAAGCUCCAGUGCACAUCUGUUAGUCUGCAAAAUCUGCCUGCCUGGAGCGUUGUCAAUAAUGCCUCUGGGGUUUUAUGUUGGGCUUCUGACUUUGACUUGGGAUCAGAUGUCCCUGAUCCUGCUCAAGUUCACGAUGGAACAGCCUGUGGAGAAAAGAAGGCCUGUGUAGGUUUUGAAUGUGUUGAUGCAAGUCGCCUGGGCUACAGCUGUGACGUGAAGCAGAGGUGCAAUGACAAUGGGGUGUGCAACAACAACGGGAACUGCCACUGCGACGGGGGCUGGGCUCCUCCCUUCUGUAACCAGUCCGGGUACGGCGGCAGCAUCGACAGCGGCCCCGCUCCCAUCGAUACAUCACUUCGGGAUGGCCUGCUCAUUUUCUUCCUCCUGGUCUUGCCAGUACUGAUCAUAACUGUGUUAGCAGUAAUGAAGAGAGAUGCAAUAAGAAGGAAGUUCUGCAGGAGAAGCAGAAGACAACACAGGGACACCCACCUGCAGCAACCAAAGCAGAACAAUGGACCAAGCAAUGAUCAGGGAAGCAGUUUACAAAUACCAGCUGUCUCAAGUCAUUAA
Molecule: messenger RNA, 2286 nt
Organism: Dryobates pubescens (Downy woodpecker)
Lineage: Eukaryota; Metazoa; Chordata; Aves; Piciformes; Picidae
Product: disintegrin and metalloproteinase domain-containing protein 9
Exons: 21
Coding region: 1-2286 (761 amino acids)
Biological process (GO): proteolysis
Cellular component (GO): plasma membrane
Molecular function (GO): metalloendopeptidase activity
Source: RefSeq, a predicted model, not a curated record